Molecule: messenger RNA, 3567 nt
Organism: Purpureocillium lilacinum
Lineage: Eukaryota; Fungi; Ascomycota; Sordariomycetes; Hypocreales; Ophiocordycipitaceae
Source: RefSeq, a predicted model, not a curated record
AUGCUUGGUGACAAGGGAGACACACCCCUCUUGCUCAACAAGUCGCCGGCUACUGGCGAUGUUGGUGUCAUCGUGGACCACACGAGUGACACAAAGCGGGAUAUCCAAGCUUCUUCAAACGCGACAAGCCUGAGAACUGCCCCUCACAGCCUUUAUCGCGAUGAGCGGUGGUUCACAGGUAAAGCGCCAUAUGCAGGAAUCUGCCCCGGUGUCAAUGAUUCCGGUAUCAUCUCCUCUCUACCACUCCCCAAUCUGGCCACAAGCGGACAACCCGAAUUGCUGCAGUACUUUGACAACACAUGGACACUGCAAGAGACCCUUUUCGCGGGUCUGCGCACGAGGGCAGCGUUUUAUCGCCAGCCGGACCACAAGUUGAGACACCCCCUCAUCUUUUAUUAUGGGCAUCCCGCGGCUUUCUACAUCAACAAACUGAGAGUUGCGGGCUACCUCAACAGCCCUAUCAACGCCCACUUGGAAGCUCUUCUUGAGGCCGGCGUGGACGAAAACUCCUGGGAUGACCUCGCCAAGGACGUGACGGACUGGCCGGCAGUCGAGGAGGUUCACGAGUACAGGGCCAAAGUGUAUCGCCUAGCCCGCGAAGUCAUUGCCACGACCAAGUUCGCAACCGAACUUGGCCGGCCCAUAAAUAUGGAUGACCCAGCGUGGGCUAUUGUUAUGGCCUUUGAGCACGACCGGAUUCACCUUGAGACGAGCUCCGUGCUCAUGCGAGAACUACCAGUUGACCUGGUUUCUCGUCAUCCCGCCUGGCCAGGACCAACAGCGGCGGCUCGCACAUCACGGGAGGAGCGACUUCUGCCCGCCAACGAAAUGGUCAGCGUCCCAGCCGGAGAGGUGUCCCUGGGGAAGCCGAACGACUUUCCCUCGUUUGGAUGGGACAACGAGUAUGGCAGCCAGCGCCUCAAGGUUGGCGCCUUCCAGGCCAGCCGGUAUCUCAUCAGCAACGGCGAGUUCUACGAUUUCGUCGUCUCCGGAGGGUACCGUGAAAGGCGGUUCUGGAGUGAUGACGGAUGGGGCCAGGUGCGGCUGCACAACAAGAAAUGGCCCCGUUUCUGGGUGCUGGAUGGGCCUGCUGGCCUGCACGAGUACCGCCUCCGCACGGUCUUCGACGUGAUACCUAUGGCCUGGGACUGGCCGGUCUGCGUCAACUACCACGAGGCCAAGGCCUUUUGCUCGUGGCGCAGCGAGCGGUCUGGAACGACGCUCCGAAUCAUGACCGAGGCCGAGCAUCACCGCAUGCGAGACCCGCUGCCUGACAACCCAGGCUGCAAAGACGACAUGGCUAUGCACAGUGAUGGGCACCAGCUGGCCCGCCAGGGCAUCAACCUGAACCUCGCCUUUGGCUCUGAGACACCAACGGAUGGGUCCCCGUUGAGCGCUUCCGGGUUCGGCGACGUCUUCGGCAACGUAUGGCAAUGGUGCGAGGACGCCUUCGCUCCGCUGCCGGGCUUCGCCGUGCACCCUUACUACGAGGACUUUAGCACGCCGUUUUAUGAAGGGCAGCACCAACUGUUGUUGGGCGGGUCGUUUAUCGCCACCGGCGAUGAGGCGAGCAUCUGGGGCCGGAUCCCGUUUCGGCCCCACUUUCUCCAGCAUUCGGGCAUCCGUCUGGCCCGCUCCGUCGCCGAGCCCGCCGGAAACGGGGCCGGUACGCGUAACGGAACAGGCACACGCAACGGUGUCCGCGAGAGCAACGGCACCACAGCGCGCAAUGGAGUUAGCAGCUACAGUGGUGAUGGUGAUUGUGAUGUCACUCGCGCCUUCAACCAGUGCAUGUUGCUUCACUAUGGCUCUCUGGCCGAGACGGUUGGCCCCGCUCUCCCAGCUGUAAGCUGGAUGGAGCUGGCCCAUGGCUUCGUGCAACGGGUUGUCAACCUUCUUGUCGAAACGGCCCAGGCUCAGGGCCUUGAACUUCGUUCAGCCCUCGACGUGGGUUGUGCCGUUGGCGGCGCAUCGUUUGCCCUCACCCAGCAUUUCAGCAGCGUGGUCGGAGUCGACGAAGACCAGGUGUUCAUCGAAACAGCGCGUGCCAUGGCCCGGGCAGGAAAUCAGGCGUACCAGCGCUAUGACCGUGGCCAGAGGGUUACGAACCUAUUGGCUCGUCUGAACACCUCUGUGCGUCCCGAGCGUGUGUCUUUCCAGCUCGCCGAAGCCAGCAUCCUGCCGACCGGCAUCGGUAGUUUCGACGCAGUGCUGGCCGUCGAUCCGCUUGUCGAUCUGCCUGAAGAGUUCCAGGCCUUAGAGUCUGUUCUUCAGCAAAUGCCCAUAAGGACUGCUUCCGGCAAGCCGGGUCUUAUUGCUGAAGGUAGACUUGCCGCCGUUGUCGACAGCGAGCUUCCCGACCUCACAGCCCAGGUCGACCUGUACAGAGAUGACCUCCGUGUCAUAUGCGCACUUUUCCGGGAUUACUGCUUCCUCGCGUCGGGGUAUCUGCUGGAGCCAUGCCAUAGACGCUUCAUGAAAAGCCAGGAGUAUGGGGUUGGUCGACCAUCCCUACCCAAGCAGAUUGCGCGGCCUUUCGUUCGUUGUUCGGAGAUUGCUGGCUUCAAACCGUUCCUAGAGUUUGCUUCAUACGUUCUGCUCAAUUAUCGCCUAGAUGACCCUGCGAAGGGCAUGGAUUUCUCCAACCUGCGCCUGGUUCGAGCAUAUGAGCAUGGACUCGACCCUUCUUCAUCAGAAUCUGGCUUUAUUCUUGUACACCUCAGCAUGGUCAAACUUUCGGGACCGCUCGUUCACAGUACUCUGAAGGCUUUCGAGGCGGCGUCGAAGGCAACCACUCCACUCGGCACCAUUGAGGAGCGAACUUUGCUCAAUGAAGCACUGUCUUCUAUGGUCCAAGCAGUCUCAAAUCUGAACGUGCUCAUGAAGAGUAUAUACGAAAGGUCAAAGCCGAGCGAGUACAACAACUUUCGCACGUUCAUGUUUGGCAUUGCCUCGGAGUCGAUGUUCCCCAACGGCGUGAUCUACGAGGGCUACAAUAACGAUGAACCGGUCUUUUUCCGAGGCGAGACCGGAGCCAACGACGCAAUGAUACCGCUUCUAGACAAUUUCCUCCAAAUACCUAUGCCAGACACACCCCUGACGGAGAUCCUCCACGAGUUCUCUGAGUAUCGGUCGUGCAAGCACAAAGCAUUUCUCAUCUUUGUCAAAGAACGCUCAUUGGAGCUGGACAUCAAGAAAUUCGCCCUGGGUAGUGUCGCUAUUGCGGACUGCGAGGAGAUGAGUGAUUUGGUGCGAGAGUCUCGCAGCUUAUGGCUUCAAGUUCUCAACCAAGUUCGGGAAUUCCGUUGGCGCCACUGGUGUUUAGUGAAGGAGUACAUCCUCAAGCGCUCAAGCCACCCCACAGCAACGGGCGGUAGCCCGAUUGUGACGUGGCUGCCAAACCAGCUGGAUGCUGUCCUCGAAGACAUGGUGCAGGUAGACGCCACGUCUAGAGAACACGAUCCCAGGGGCCUGGGAAAGGUGUGUGAUGGCAUCAUGGAGGUUGUCUUUAGACAAAAAGAUACACUGAGGAAGGAAGUAGAAAAGUAUUGCGCCGAUCGGGGAUAG